This is a messenger RNA of Durusdinium trenchii, 1107 nucleotides long. The record is from the annotation of a GenBank genome assembly. Lineage: Eukaryota; Dinophyceae; Suessiales; Symbiodiniaceae.
GCGGCCAUGAUCGGAGCCGAGCCCGGGCUGAGCCGUUUCAAGGCCAAGAUGAAACACGAUUUGCCCACUCGCCAUGGUGCGCAGUGACCGAUGUGCCAACUUCAUCCUGUCGUUGGCUUUCCUUGCCGGCACGACCGAGCAUCUUUGCAGCGUGCCAAUCCCGCCAACGCCGCCUGCGCCGUCACGAGAGGAUCUGCGUGGGAUUGAUGUGGUGAUCAACAGUUCACCUGCCAGUCAUCGCUUCCGCGUCUACGAAGCCGUCCGAGCGCCGAACCAGCAGCGCGACAGCCGGGACACCUACGGAAGCCAGCUUUGGCCCGCAGCGGUCCAUCUCGCGAGCUAUUUGAUGUCAUCCAAGGAGAGCAUCAAAGGCCUGAAGGUCUUGGAACUGGGCUGUGGCAACGGCCUGGUCUCCCUGGCCGCGGCGCGCUUGGGCGCCCAAGUGCUGGCCACGGACUAUCGGCAGCUGCCGUUGGACCUGCUCCGCACCGCCCACAUGGAGAACGAUCCGCUGGGCUCCGAGCAGCUCCGGUGCGCGGUGCUGGACCUAGCGGUGCCCAUGCCGACGGCGCUGCAAGUCUCCACGGUGCACCGGAAGGACCGACUGCCGCCGCCUGAGAAGCCACUGCCGCCGCACGACGUGCUCUUGGCAGCGGAUGUCGGUUAUUCCAAGGCUCUCGCUUGGCGCCUGGGCGAGCGCUGUCGAGAGACCUUGGCCGCUGGCGGGCGCGUGGUGAUCUGCGAAAGCCGGCAGAUGCCCGAGUGCCGUUUGGCCUUUCGAGAGGCUUUGAACUUGAAGCAGACGUCUCAGUUGAGGCUGGAAAAGCGACCGGCAUUGAUGCUUGGGCUUUGCUUUCUUGUUCAUAGAGCUGAUCACCCAGCCUGGUCAGAGAAGAUCGAGGCCAACGACCGAAGCUGAGUCCAUUCCCACCGAGAGCGUGCCCUAUGUUUGGUUCUUGGACACCCGCGGAGACUGUGACUGAGCAGCGGAAGGGGAAUGCAGCGAGCGACGCUUUUUUCGAGCUGAGUGGGGCCUGAGAAGCCCAAGAUGUUCGAAAGGAAAAUGGAUGUUGAAAUAAACUUUUGGGGAGGAAGGACAUGUAGAAG